Odocoileus virginianus texanus is the source of this 1714-nucleotide messenger RNA. The record is from RefSeq and is a predicted model, not a curated record. Lineage: Eukaryota; Metazoa; Chordata; Mammalia; Artiodactyla; Cervidae.
GUCUGGUAAGUUAAAAAUAAAAAUUAUUGACAGAGAGCCACAGGUUGGGUUUGUGAUACAAUCAGUGACUCUUGAUGAGAGGAUGUUUGCAGAUAUGUUUUUGAAGAUAAGCCAAUUUGUUAAAGGAAUCUUGUUUCAGGAAAUCUAAUCAUCCAUAUUAACCCCAUUGGAAGACUGGUGAAAUGUAAUCACUUGAACAAAUGGGUGGGGUUCAGAGACACAAUAUAAGGAGACUCCAGGAGGCAAAGUCAGUCUUCUCCAGAACUGAGAGGAAGUGUUUGGAGUUCACCUGCAUCUUGAGACCUCUGAAAGCCACACUUGGAACUCUUGACCCCUGAACCAACUUCAUAUUAUUCUCCAGGGUAGACUGUUUCUACAGCUCCUUAGGAAAAUGGACUUGGAAAUCCCAGAAGCCUUCCAGAAGGAUCUCACCUGCCUCGUCUGCCUGAAUUUCCUUCUAGACCCAGUCACCAUAGGCUGUGGACACAGCUUCUGUAGGUCCUGUCUUUGUCUUUUCUGGGAACAAGCUGAAGCCCCUGCCAGUUGUCCGGUGUGCAGACAACGAUCAGAACAGACAAACUUCAAAACCAAUUUUCUUCUGAAGAAUCUGGUGUCCACUGUCAGAAAAGCCAAUCUCAGGCAAUUCCUGAAGUGUGAGGAACACCUGUGUGGGACCCACAAGCAGACAAAGACGAUCUUCUGUGAAGCUGACAAGAGCUUGCUCUGUUUGGUCUGCUGUCAAUGUCAGGAGCACAAGACUCACAGACAUUGUCCCGCUGAAGAGGCUGCUGAGGAAUCCUGGGAAAAGUUGACAAACCAAAUGAGAUCUUUAUGGGAAAAGAUUCAAGAAACUGAAAGAAAUCUCAAGAAAAAUCACAGAGGAACUUACCCUUGGAUGUUUUAUGUGUAUCGACAUAGAGACAUGAUUAGGAGAACUUAUCAGAUGGCACCCCCAUUUCUCCCAGAGGAAGAAGAUUACUAUGUAGAGAGUAUUGUAAAAGAAGGCCAAAACAUAUGCAAACAACUCAGAAGAAGGCAAGAGGAAAUAAUCAGAAAGAAGAGAGAGCUCCAAGAAAUACACAAGGAGCUCAUUCAAAUGUGCUCUAAACCAGAUGUGGAGCUGCUCCAGGAAUUGGAAGACAAACUGAAAUGGAGUGAAUCAGCACAGCUGCACAUGCCUCAGCCCCUGGUCCCUGAGCUCCCUGCACCACCCAUGUCUGGGCUGAUGGACUGGCUCAACCGCUUCCGAGGAAUCCUUACAGAUGCCUACAGCCCAGUCCCAAGAGCUGUCCAUGAGCAUCUCCCAGUAUUGUUUGCCAGAGGUGAAGCUCUGGUCUCCCAAUGCAGCAAAAUACUUGGAUGUUCCACCAUCAUGCCUCUGUACAUAGAGAGACCUCAGGGCAGGGUUGGGGUGUUCCUUGAUUGUGACAGUGGGAGUAUUAGUUUUGUGGAUGUUGCCAAGCGCACCCUCCUUUGGAGAUACGAUGAUGGCGUGUGCACUUUCCCUGUCAGGCCCUUCAUCUGCACUGGCCACAGGUGAGGAGGCUGAGUCACGGCCCACAUGGGAUGCUCAGGACUCCUCUGAGGGAGCCCUUAUCCCCUGCAGUAUAUCAAGGAGACUUCCUGACCUUUAGGCUCUUUCUACUGUAAUGGAGCUUCCUUUAUUGUUAUUUGAUGUGAAGAUAGUGUCAAAUGCAAAUUUCACUUGGUUGUC